GCCUGAGGCCUCUCCCCUCUCUUCCCCCGUGCUUCACUUGCCCCACUCUGGGCCUCCCGUGAGCCCGAUUUAAUGGGAAACUGUGGGCGAUGAGAAGUUUCUUGUGACACACUAAUCCUGACCUGCUGACUGGGCCACACCCCCGGCCGAGGCAACCUUCAGACCUCCAGGGCAUUCAGGUACCAGGUGGCCCCAAGGAGGAGCUGCUGACCUGGCAGGAAACACCCAAGACUGAGGUCCAGUGUGUGAAGCAGUCAGGACAGAGGAAGCAGGAAACUUUUUUUUUUUUUUUUUUUUGGCCAAGGACUCAGCGUCUUUCAGAGGCAAUAUGACAGAGGUGGUGGGCACAUUCCGCAUGGUCCCUGAAGAAGAACAGGAGCUCCGGGCCCAGUUGGAGCAGCUCACAACCCAGGACCAUGGGCCCGUAUUUGGCCCGUGCAGCCAACUGCCCCGCCACACCUUACAGAAGGCCAAGGAUGAGCUGAACGAGAGGGAGGAGACUCGGGAGGACGUGGUGAGAGAACUGCAGGAGCUGGUGGAGGCACAGGCCGCCUCUGGGGAGGAACUGGCCGUGGCGGUGGCGGAGAGGGUGCGAGACAGGGACAGCGCCUUUCUUCUCCGCUUCAUCCGUGCACGGAAGUUCAACGUGGGCCGCGCCUACGAGCUGCUCAAAGGCUAUGUGAACUUCCGGCUGCAGUACCCUGAACUCUUCGACAGCCUAUCCCUGGAGGCUGUUCGCUGUACCAUUGAGGCUGGCUACCCGGGUGUCCUUUCCAGUCGGGAUAAGUAUGGCCGAGUGGUCAUGCUUUUCAAAAUUGAGAACUGGCAAUGUGAAGAAAUCACCUUUGAUGAGAUCUUGCAGGCCUAUUGCUUCAUCCUGGAGAAGCUACUGGAGAAUGAAGAAACUCAAAUUAAUGGCUUCUGUAUCAUUGAGAACUUUCAGGGCUUUACCAUGCAGCAGGCCUCCAGGCUCCGGACUUCAGAUCUCAGGAAGAUGGUGGACAUGCUCCAGGAUUCCUUCCCAGCACGGUUCAAGGCCAUCCACUUCAUCCACCAGCCGUGGUACUUCACCACCACCUACAAUGUGGUCAAGCCCUUCUUGAAGAGCAAGCUGCUUGAGAGGGUCUUUGUCCAUGGAGAUGACCUCUCUGGCUUCUUCCAGGAGAUUGAUGAGAACAUUCUGCCAGCUGACUUUGGAGGCACGCAGCCCAAAUAUGAUGGCAAAGCUGUGGCUGAGCUGCUCUUUGGCCCCCGGAUCCAGGCUGAAAGCACAGCCUUGUGAGGACAUGUCCAGCCAUUUGAAUUGUAGUUAGCAUCCCUGGGCCUCUCCUCAGCCACCCUAGGCCUCUCUUCAGCCACCCCGGGCCUCUCCUCAGCCACCCUGGGCCUCUCCUCAGCCACCCUGCACCAAGGCUGGGAAAGGGCCUCCUGAGGUGACUUCCUAGGAUUAGGUGAGCUCUGAUGUCACCGUUUCCCCAAAUUUGGGUCAGGGCAGUAAAGCAGAGGGAAUUCCCUUGGAACAGAAGAAUUCAGGCAGUUAUAUCUCCAUGUGCCUCUAAAGCUAUGGGACAGUGACUUUUAUGUGAGGUUGCAUUUCAAAGAUUCUAAACAGGCUUCUCAAUAAUUUUUUUUUUUUUGAAACAGAGUUUUUCUAGGGUCUGUGAAAACAGGCAAAGAGGCUGGGUUAAAAGCCUCCCUCGCCCAUACAAUUAAAAGAGGGAGGAUUUAAGUUCAAAUGAUUUAAGUUCAAAUGGAACACAGUGACCGUGGUGACUGGUUGACAGGCAAGGGGUUUUCCACAGAGAAAUUCAGGGUGGAGGCAGCCUUAAAGCAGCUUCAUUCUGGGAUGACCUGCUCCCCUUGGUCAGGUGCAGUCUGAUGUGUGCAAUGAUGGUUAGGAGCUUGGACCUCUUCCCAGGGUGGCAGUCAUGUCCUCAUCUGUCCUCCUUUCCACACAAAAAAACUCUCCCCUAGACCCCUUACCUUGAUGAAUGGUUUUACUUAAAUUUACAGGUGAUAAUUUCUCUGAGCAUACUCUCAGUCCUCAAGUUAUACAAUUAAACUUCUUUGCUUUAGUUUCAGGCACCUUGAAGUAAUGAACUUAUUAAAUCUGCAUGUUCUGACAAAUAUAAAUGCUUUCCUCCUACGGA
Molecule: messenger RNA, 2150 nt
Organism: Ictidomys tridecemlineatus (thirteen-lined ground squirrel)
Lineage: Eukaryota; Metazoa; Chordata; Mammalia; Rodentia; Sciuridae
Gene: Rlbp1
Product: retinaldehyde binding protein 1
Cellular component (GO): membrane
Molecular function (GO): phosphatidylinositol bisphosphate binding
Source: RefSeq, a predicted model, not a curated record